This is a messenger RNA of Emericellopsis atlantica, 3486 nucleotides long. RefSeq names its product WD40-repeat-containing domain protein. Bases 157 to 3177 code for a protein of 1006 amino acids. The record is from RefSeq and is a predicted model, not a curated record. Gene Ontology annotation, cellular component: nucleus; cytoplasm. Gene Ontology annotation, molecular function: ubiquitin binding. The transcript is spliced from 3 exons. Gene Ontology annotation, biological process: proteasome-mediated ubiquitin-dependent protein catabolic process; ubiquitin recycling. NCBI's taxonomy places the organism in Eukaryota, Fungi, Ascomycota, Sordariomycetes, Hypocreales, Bionectriaceae.
UGUCACUGACUGCACUGCUUGUCCCAAUUUGAUCACUGCGGCCGGCUGCCGCCAGCGUGAUUCACCCAGAAUCACCUUCAGCCGACCUCGCUGGUCCCAGCCUCGCCCCGUGGCACAGCACCACCCCAGCCUCUGCUUGCCCACAACCUCGCCAGCAUGUCGCCCAGCGAUUCCAAGCAUACGAUGGACACGCGGCGAACAAGCCAACCGUCGACGGUCAUGGUCAACAUUGCCGAGUCUGAGGAGGAUCCGCGCCGUUUCCACAUGGAAGUCAGCGAGCGUGUCGAGACAAAGACCAUCACGACGACGACACGAUUAACUCGAAAGUUUCCGCAUACUGCCGACCAUGCCCAGACGCAAUCGAGGCACCUAAACCCGAAAGACUACCCCCUUUACCAUAAGCCUACGCCGCCGGAGCUGCUCGCCUUCACCUACAACGUGCCUAGCAGUGAGGCCCAGGAUGACAACGAGCCUGGACAUCGUCCUGAUAAACCCAGACCAUCCAUCGAGCGAACGACGCCAGGCUCUCCCAAGAUCUUGCCUACACGCGAUGGAACGCUUGCACGUGCCUCACACGCCGCCUCCCGAUCGCCUUCAGAAGCAUACCCCCGCCGUCCACGAUCGAGUCGACAAGCACCUGGGCCAACGGACGGAUACUCCAAACAGCAGGAUCUUGGCAGCCAGCUUCAGUCCGCUGCGCAAAAGCUACGCGGAGCAUCUGGGGAGGCGAGCACGACACGCCGAUCGUCUCGUCAGCCCCGGUCGACAUCUAGCUUCUUGGCUACGCCUGAUGCCACGAGCGAACAGAAUUCAUCGUCUGCCAUCGAGCAAGCCCUUACAUCCCGCCCCCGACUUGGCCUGGGUGCUGAGCGGUUUGGCAGCCCUAGAGCAAGCAACACGGCUGCGAACUUUGGUAGCAACGUUGCCACCCCACCUAUUACGGACGCAGACGCCGAGCCUUUUGAAGAUGGCGAGGAUCACCAUUCUACCCGGAGUCUGCUCCAUCAUCCUCGGCCCAGCAUUGAUGUCGUCGCGGCUCAAGACGCUAGUCUUCCUAGUCCAAGGCUAUCUCCGACGCUUGCAACUUCCCAAUUGAACACCUCGAGCCAGGAGCAAGGGGGCGAUAGCGGCGACACCAGCUUCGCGACGAGCUCUUUCGCACUUAGCAAAUGGGACAGCGGCUCCAUCAAGUCCGAGGACGAAGACGCCAUGGCGCUCAGCAUGAUUGGCAGCCAGUCGAGAACAAGAGACGGGGGUUCCGUCAUGAUGGAUCCAUUUGGAUUCCUGGAUACUUUCGACAUGAUGAACCCCGACAUGCAGUCCUACAUGAUGUACCAGUUGUUACGCCGCUGUGCUAGGCCCACACUGCGUGUCGUUGCCAAUGCUGUCAACCCGGCUCUGAAAUGCGACUUUUUCUCGCAGCUACCCCUCGAGCUUAGCUACCACGUUAUGUCCUACCUCGACUUUCGCGAUCUGUGCCGGGCCGCCCAGGUAUCGAAACAUUGGCGCAAUAUUGUGGAUCGCAAUGAGACUGGGUGGAAGGAACUUUUCGACAGAGAUGGCUUCGAGCUUCCCGCGGGAGAGCUCAGCAAGGCCAUUGCUCAAGGCUGGGGCUGGCAGGACCCAGUUGGGCACAUGGGCGUUGAGAAAGAUUUGAGCAUGCAUAGGCGUCUAACCACCUCAGAGCAAGAGCUCACAAAGGACUUGCAGCCGCCCGCGCCCAAAACCCGACUUUCGAAGCGCAAGCGGGCUCUUAAUGCUCACCCCUCGAGCGAACGGUCGAAGCGUAGGGCCAGCGCACAGGAAGCGCUGUCUAGAGAGGAGAAGGCCCAGGUCGAGGUCAAGCAGCACCGGAGCGCAGGCCCGCUGUCGGCUGCUAAUGCUGCCGCUUCGGCCGUGCCCGACCCUCACCUUGGCCUGCCCAGCCUCCGUGAGCUGCACUUGUUCAAGUCGCUGUACCGUCGUCACCACAUGAUCCGCCAGAGCUGGAUGAGUGGCAAGGUGAAGCCUUCGCACGUGGCGUUCGCUGCGCACCCGCGCCAUGUGAUCACUUGUCUCCAAUUCGACGACGACAAGAUCAUCACCGGCAGUGAUGAUACUUACAUUCACGUCUACGACACAAAGACGGGCAAGCUGCGCAACAAGCUGGUCGGGCACGAGGGUGGCGUGUGGGCUCUGCAAUACGAAGGGAACAUCCUCGUGUCCGGUUCUACGGACAGGUCCGUCCGCGUCUGGGACAUUGAGCGCGGCAUUUGCCAACAGGUGUUCUACGGCCACACUAGCACUGUGCGCUGCCUGCAGAUCCUCAUGCCCGCCAAGACUGGUACAGGCCACGAUGGCAAGGCCAUUAUGCAACCAGAAAAGCCCUUGAUCAUCACGGGCUCGCGAGAUAGUCAGUUGCGAAUCUGGCGUCUGCCCGAGGUUGGCUCGAAGCGCUACAUCCAGAGCGGCGCGCCUGCGUCGGACUCGGAGUGCCCCUACUUCAUCAGGGCACUGCACGGGCACACGCAUUCCGUCCGCGCCAUCUCCGCGCACGGCGACACGUUGGUUAGCGGAUCAUACGACAGCGUGGUCCGUGUCUGGCGCAUCAGCACAGGCGAAUGCCUCCACUCAUUACACGGGCACUCUCAGAAGGUGUACUCGGUCGUACUGGAUCACGAGCGCAAUCGGUGCAUCUCUGGCUCUAUGGACUCGCUGGUCAAGAUAUGGGACCUGAGGACUGGAGCCUGUCUCUACACCCUGGAGGGCCACAGCCUGCUGGUUGGGCUUCUUGAUCUCCGGGACGAGCGCCUAGUGUCCGCAGCUGCCGACUCAACACUGCGUAUCUGGGACCCCGAGUCAGGACGUUGUAAGAGUACGCUCAUGGCGCACACGGGCGCCAUCACCUGUUUCCAGCACGAUGCUAGCAAGGUCAUUAGUGGCAGCGAGAAGACGGUCAAGAUGUGGGACAUUCAGACAGGUGAAUGCGUCCAGGACCUCCUCACGGACCUGGGCGGCGUUUGGCAGGUCAAGUUCAACGGACGGCGCUGCGUCGCGGCCGUGCAGCGAGACCAGUUCACCUAUGUCGAGAUUCUUGAUUUCGGUGCUGUCCGCGAUGGGCAAGCUCCUGAAGAUCUCGGCCGUCGGAUUCUGCUUAACGAAGACGAGGUCCCCGCUAUGAUUGAAGAGGAGCCAUGAUGAUUGACGGAUCCGACCACACCAACUAUGAAGCAUGCGCAUUCCUUCUGCAUUUGUAUACCAUUUUCCCAGCAUCGGAUACCCCUGUCGGUACCAACAUUUGGCGUUUAGAAACAUUUCUCGGUUCGCUAGGAGGCACAUGACGAACCAGGUAGUAUGGCGUUUUUGGAACGGCUUGUUCAUCUGUCAGUUGUUGCAAUAUGGUUACUUGUCUGCUAGGCUCAGUUAGACGCUGCGGCGUUUCUUCUGCAGGCUGUCUGUCCACGGAUGGAUGUACACAUCAGUAUUGCCCAUCCGUCCAUGGCUACA